Styela clava is the source of this 2018-nucleotide messenger RNA. RefSeq names its product protein SEC13 homolog. The record is from RefSeq and is a predicted model, not a curated record. Lineage: Eukaryota; Metazoa; Chordata; Ascidiacea; Stolidobranchia; Styelidae. Gene Ontology annotation, cellular component: COPII vesicle coat; nuclear pore outer ring. Gene Ontology annotation, molecular function: structural molecule activity; protein binding. Gene Ontology annotation, biological process: positive regulation of TOR signaling; protein import into nucleus; COPII-coated vesicle budding.
UUUGCCAUCAUUUGCUACGUGUCUCGCGCUUUAGCUGAUCACCGUUUUCAGGUUUUGGUUUUAUCUGCGCUUGCAGGCUUCCAUUCUCGCCGACUGUCCGAUUCUAAUACUGCAAUAUGGUGUCUGUUAUAAACACGGUAGAUACCUCACACGAGGACAUGAUACACGAUGCGCAAUUGGACUAUUAUGGUGUGCAUUUAGCGACUUGUUCAUCUGACAGGUCAGUGAAAGUGUUCGAUGUCAAAAAUAACACCCAGCGCCUGAUAACCACACUUAUGGGACAUGAAGGACCGGUAUGGCAAGUUGCUUGGGCACAUCCUAAAUACGGUAACAUAUUGGCAUCUUGUUCUUAUGACAGAAAGGUCAUAAUAUGGAAGGAAAUGAAUGGUCAAUGGACGAAGUAUUAUGAAUAUGGUGAUCACGAUUCAUCAGUGAACUCUGUGUGUUGGGCGCCACAUGAGGUGGGACUGAUUCUGGCGUGCGGUUCAUCAGAUGGUUCAAUUUCUGUCCUCACAUAUACUGAAGGUGGUACUUGGGAGGCAGCAAAGAUACCCAAUGCGCACACUAUUGGUUGUAAUGCUGUAAGCUGGGCACCAGCUGUGGUUCCCGGUUCAUUAGUAGAACCACCUUCAAAUGCUAACAAAGAUUCACAAGUAAAAAGAUUUGUUUCGGGUGGAUGCGACAAUUUAGUCAAAAUUUGGUGCGAAAAAGAAGGCAUAGGUUGGCAAGAAGAAGCGAAACUAGAAAGCCAUAAUGAUUGGGUGAGAGACGUUGCGUGGGCUCCAUCGAUUGGUCUCCCUAAAAGUAAGAUUGCAAGUUGCUGCCAAGAUGGUCGAGUCAUUAUUUGGACUAAUGAUGGAGUAGGGACAAGAUGGACACAAAGUGUGUUGAACAAAUUUGAUGAUGUCAUAUGGCAUGUAAGUUGGUCUCUUACUGGAGAUAUUCUUGCUGUAUCUGGGGGAGAUAAUAAAGUAUCCUUAUGGAAAGAAAGCCUUGAUGGACAAUGGGUUUGCAUUAGUGAUGUAGGGAAAGCACAAGCUGCAGGAUCCUGAGUGUAAAUUUUAAAAUAUGUUCUAUCUUUCUCUCCAUGUAUAAAAAUAUGAAACUGUUUCCAGAAUCUCCAAUUAGAAAAAAAAGUAUAUUCGCAAUUUUUUUGUGUUAUACUUCAUUUGUGAAUGGCAAAUAAUUUUCUCUUCAACCCAGUUUAGUGAUCCGAAACUUACCGUAAUUAUAUCAAUUUUAAAACUACAAUAUAAAUUUCAUUGAAUUUGAACAUGCUCUUAGAUGUUGUAAAUCAAAUAUAAAAUAAAUGCCAAUUAUAUUUUUGAAAAACUUGAAAACAUUGUUUUUAUUGUUCUCAAUGAAUUUGUGCAGAAUGAAUUCAUGACUUUAGUAUGAGUAUGUACAACUUGAUACGAAUCUAUUUCUAAUAUGAACCUGAUUAACUUGAAUUCAACAAUAUUCUUGUCAAAAUAGUCGACCUCUAUAUUUUAUGUAUGUUUUGUCUAUUGUUACAAAAGAUUGCUGAUGUUUUUGUUGAAUAAUUCAAUCAUAUAGACUUGAAAAUUUGAUCUAAACUAUUCAAAACUGGAUAUUUCCAGCUACAAGCAAUUUUAAAAUGUGUACUGACUAAUAAAAAGGAUUUCAAGCAUGUUAUUUGGCUGAGAAUAUUUUGCUAUUUUUUCAGCAUGUUGAUAGCAAUUUUCUCAUUACAUUCAGAAGUCCUCUGUAUGUGAGAAAAAUAUUAUCCAUGAAGCUACCAAGUUUAAUCAUAACAUGCUCAAUCCGUUUUUCAGUUGUGCAUUCGUGUGAUGUUAAUUUUAUUUCCUCCAGUUGAUAUAGCACAUAUUAUUCUUCACUAUUUCAAUUCAUGAGUGUGAGUUUGAUGUUUUUUCAAAAAUUAUUGGCUCAUGUAUAUAGUUCGUAACAAUCUAGGAUCACAAUCUGCAAUGCUCUCACUUUUGUGUGCUUUAUUAAACUUAAAAUAUUCUUUCUUGUUCGCUAAUGAUAAAUUAUAG